GCACAGGCACUUCAGAGGCAGGACGGGUAUAAAUUUGGCAGCUGCCCUGUGUGGGGUGCGGGCACCAGUGCAGCUUUGAGAGGGGACCAGCUAACACCAUGGGCAGAAUCAUCUUCUACGAGGACAGGAACUUCGGCGGUCGCUCCUAUGAGUGCAUGAGCGACUGCCCCGAGAUCAGCUCCUACCUGAGCCGCUGCAACUCCUGCAGGGUGGACAGCGGCUGCUUCAUGGUCUACGACCGUCCCAACUACAUGGGGAACCAGUACUUCCUGAGGAGGGGAGAGUACUCUGACUACUCCCGCAUGGGCAUGUUCGAAUCCAUCCGCUCCUGCCGAAUGAUCCCCAUGCACAGAGGGAACUUCAGGAUGAGGAUCUAUGAGAGGGAGAACUUCGGAGGUCAGAUGAUGGAGCUGAUGGAUGACUGUGACUCCAUCAUGGACCGUUACCGCAUGUCCGACUGCCAGUCCUGCAACGUGAUGGACGGCCACUGGCUGAUGUACGAGCAGCCCCACUACAGAGGCAGGAUGAUGUACAUGAGGCCUGGGGAGUACAGGAGCUUCAGAGAUAUGGGAUACAGCAACAUGAGAUUCAUGUCCAUGAGGCGCAUCAUGGAUUCCUGUUAAAGUCACAGAUCUCAGCACUGGAAAUAUAGAAAAUAUAGGAAAUAAAAUAUAUUUUAAAUGUU
Messenger RNA from Anguilla rostrata (American eel), 685 nucleotides. RefSeq names its product gamma-crystallin M3-like. The record is from RefSeq and is a predicted model, not a curated record. Lineage: Eukaryota; Metazoa; Chordata; Actinopteri; Anguilliformes; Anguillidae. The transcript is spliced from 3 exons. Gene Ontology annotation, molecular function: structural constituent of eye lens. The coding region runs from base 99 to 623 and encodes 174 amino acids. Gene Ontology annotation, biological process: lens development in camera-type eye; visual perception.